Molecule: messenger RNA, 3408 nt
Organism: Diachasmimorpha longicaudata
Lineage: Eukaryota; Metazoa; Arthropoda; Insecta; Hymenoptera; Braconidae
Exons: 6
Coding region: 1098-2093 (331 amino acids)
Source: RefSeq, a predicted model, not a curated record
CAGCUCACUCCGCACUACCCCGGUCACCGGGAAAUGGAAAAUAAUAGCCAUUCACCCGCGGCCCCGUCGUUCGAUAUGUUGACGUUUUUUUUCCGGAGAUUAAAACAUUAAAUUUAAAUUCCAUUUUUGUGUAAUUAUCGCGCCAUUUCACCCCCUUGCGUUGAGCGCAGGGAAUUUUUGGGGGUCAGUGACUUUUUGAGUGCAUUUUGAGUCUAAUGAGUUACCGAGGGGGGCGUGUUGCUAAGACUACCUGGUGAAUUUUGCCGGACGCACUCGUGUCCGGCGUCAACAUUUUCUAUUGAUCCCCUGGGGGAUGAAAUUUCAUGAUUCAUCUUCUGGAGGUGCCCUCCAUAUGUUAUAAUUAAUGAAUCAAUUGUGUGGGUGUACAUUUGAUGCGGCGAAGGUCUUCAAGGAUUUUAAGGGAGCGAUUGGGAGCGGCUAGUGUUGGUGUCGUGUUUACACAGAGAAAAUUAAUUAGUGAAUUUCAAGAAUCUGGUGGUGAAGUUUAAAAAAUAAUUGAUUUAAACUAAAAAAAAUUUUUAGUUUUAUUGAACGAACGUUUGGUGAAUUUUCGAUAAGUCUUUGUUAAUGUUUUUCGUAUCGUGAGUUCAAAAAAUUGUCGAUAAUUGUGGAACUUUCAGUGUGAUAUCGUACAGGAGAAUUUAACGAACGUGGACAAUUUGCUACUGAAUAUUCAUGUUUUGGUGGAUAAUUUACAGUCGAUUUACUAUUCAUACGCUCACCGCAUCUAGCUGGUUGUGUUCCUAGAUCGUUCGCAUUUUUCAACCUCGUAAAAGAAUACCAGUCAUCACUAUCCAAUGCUCAAUCGCUAAAUGAACUGAAGCAGUCAUUUUCAGUUGAUUGGCGACCGGAGAAUCAGAUGGAAUCAAAUCACUGGCCAUCGAGUGCUGCAACGUAAUAAAUUUUCUCAGCUAAAAGAAUCAAGAAAUUUCCUAAAACUUCUUCAGCACGAGCACAAUCUAAUUAUCGAAUUGGUCAACAAACAGUUCGACGAGGAGAAUAUCAAUCAGAAACUUGAUGAAUAGAUCAAUUGACCAAUCAUUCGAUGUAUUCAGACGAAAUAUCUGAAAUAAGAAAUGUCUGAAUCACAACCUAAUUCAGCAUCUCCAGUUCCUACAACUGUUCCAACAAUGGUAACGAUUCAACCCCCACCACCCUGUCGUAUGCUGCGAUCUCCAAGUCACGAGAGUGUCACGACAGAUCUAUCCUUGUUCAGUGUGUCAUCAAUAACCAGUGAAGCCAAAGGGGCAAAUCGUCUUGUAGGUUUCAAAUCAUACAGCGAUGUCCAGCUGGCUGGUCGUGGACCAUCACCAAACCCAGAUACUCGUGAGAAUCAAAGCAGCAGACCAGCUGACAUACCAGAAAUCCUCUGGUUCGAGGAGGAGAAUGAACUCAUCCGCAGUUGUGGUGCGCUGUCAUCAGCUCUCGGCCUUCAGAAAAGCUUCAGCACCACCGAUGUCUUUCAACUAUCAUCACCCGAAGUCACCGGUUCCCAUGGCCUUCGAUCAGCGGUCUCCGCAUUGGCCCUAGACUCAGCACAUCGUAAUGGAUUAUUACUGGAGCAAGCUAGACUAGAUCAUGCAUCAAGAUCUUGCAGUACCUGGGUGGCUGUUGGUGAUGUCGCCAGUACAUCACAGCUACCAAGUCCACAUGGUGGUACUGCACAACAACAGUUAUCUACCCCUCACCCACAAUCAAUACCCUUCACCGCUGCUGACCUUGUGAGGUCGGUUAAUAAAAAGGUCCGACAGAAUUACAUUCGCCGCAGGCUAUUAACAACUUACCGCGCACUGGAGCGCCUGUCCCAGAGUGAAUUCAAUCUUGAUAGGCUUGAAGCUGCAGCAUCAGCUGCUCAAUCCUCACCUGGAGCAACUCUGAUUGUACCUGGUACAGCAUCAACACUACCAGGAUCAUCAAUACCAUUGCGCAAGCCACGUGAUCAUCCGUUGACGGUGAACGAUGUGGAAAGAGAGCGUGGAAAACAGUUGACGAAGUAUGAAAGGAACAUGAUGAUCUUCAAUUGGCUCCACAAUCUUGAUGACACACAAUGUGAGGAGAAACGAUCGGAGUGAUUUCUAUCCGUGAAAAAUAUCACACGAUUCUCAAUGCUCCGUGUGAAUGUCCAAAUAUAUUGUCAUCUCAUAAAGUGGAUUUUUACAUCUGUCGUUCUGCUCGUAUUUUCGCAUGUGUACAAUUGUCGUUCACUGAUGACUAAUGAUUGUUUGUUUCUGGAAAUUCGAAGGGAAAUGAUAUUCUCAAACUAUGUCAUAUCGAAUAUGUCAAUUAGAAAUGGCUCUCGAUUGCAUCGACAAUAACUUGACGAAUGGUAUGUGAAUGAACCUGAUGGUGCCUGGUCUAGUGCAUAACCGAUCUUCAUUGACAUGUGAUGUGCGAUUAUAUCAGCGCCAAAUUAAGCUAAAGCACGUCAGUAUGCGAAUGCUCAUUGUGCGGAAAUAUGAGUGUAUUGUCUAUGAAACUGCUUCGCAGUCUUGUUACAUUGAUCUUCAGCUGGGCGAACGAAAAAGGGCCGCAGUUGUUGCUCGCAAUAACUGAGGUCUUGAUUUAAUUAUCUUUCAGCCUGACGAUGUCCUACAGUAGUCGUAUCAGGUGGACAAUUAUUUUCAAGACAGUUCAAGUUUAAAUUUCGAUUUGGAGCUGGCAAUGAGAGGGUGGAGGCGUUGGGCCACUGCUUUGACUGACUAGCUCAUUUCAGGAACAGCUGGACAGAAAAUAAUUUUGCAUCAUCGAAUGCAAAAUUAUGAGGAACGUCAUAUCAUAAUGCAAUUUUAAUAUUUACAGAUGAAUAAACACUUCUGCACGAUUACAGGUGACUAAUUGGAGUAAUCAGGAAGUAGAACCUAAUCUCAUUACAUUCUUGAAACGAGUAAUUCAGAAAAUUAAUGAUCCCAAAGCCUAGACCUCUCAUUGUGAGUGAUGUUCAGAGGGCUUCCUAUAUUCAUAGAUUUUUAUGAAAAGGGUUUCAUGUAAACAAUGUAAUUAUCCAUUUCCACUGCGAUCGCUCCUUAUUGCUGAUUGAUCAUCACCGCCUAAUGACUGGCCCAAAGAAAAUGGAAUACUAUUUUAGAGACAGACAUCCGUCCUGACUCGUCCGACAAAAUAAAGUAUGAAACACUUACCGCGAUGUCUUUGACCGUUGACCAUCCCCUGAUAUUUCGAAUUACAAUAACGAAAAUUGAGUAAUGACAUUCUAUUUGUUAUGUAUAAUUGUUAUGUUGGAGAGACAACCAAUGCUGAUGUAAUUACUAAAGAAAUAGUUUGUAAUUUUUCGUAAUGAAUAUUGAGAUGUGGAGAUUCAUCGUCCGUGUUCCUACCAGAGCCUUGAAUGUAUCACAUUAUUGACAUUAAAUAUGGCAGUAACAAUCAAAA